Sarcophilus harrisii (Tasmanian devil) is the source of this 1612-nucleotide messenger RNA. RefSeq names its product STARD3 N-terminal like (gene STARD3NL). The transcript has 9 exons. Bases 415 to 1122 code for a protein of 235 amino acids. The record is from RefSeq and is a predicted model, not a curated record. NCBI's taxonomy places the organism in Eukaryota, Metazoa, Chordata, Mammalia, Dasyuromorphia, Dasyuridae.
GAAUGGGUUUGAAGUUUCUCCAGCCCCAAUAGUGAGAACAUUAUAUUGAGAUAAUACUUCUGCCGUGAACCCUGCUGAGCAGACUGUAGAUGCCCACACACAAAAUCUGGGUCCUGGUCUUUGCCCUUCUGAUUAUAUAAGCCUCUGGGAUUGGAAAAUACACAGAGAUCGUCUGGUGAGCCAACAUGCUAGGUUCCUUUUAAAUCACAUUCAAAAGAAGGAAGAGGAGCUGGACAAGAGCACAAUUCUUUCAACAGCGUUCUUAAGAAAUGGUCAUCAAGCUCUACCAUCAGAGAUGGGGAACUCACUACCUUCCCAAGACAGUCUAUUCCACUUUAAAGGAAUUCUAAUGGAUUGUUCCUGAAUGCUAGUGAUGGUGAAGCCGGGAAAAGGUUCCUUUAAAUCACCACCAGGAUGAAUCAUCUGCCGGAUGAUCUGGAAAAUGCCCUCAGCGGAAGUCAGGGCUCCCAUCCUUCUCUGCUCAACGUCCACUCCAUCAACCCCACCCAGCUGAUGGCCAGGAUCGAGUCCUAUGAAGGGCGGGAGAAGAAAGGCAUCUCUGACGUCAGAAGGACUUUCUGUUUGUUUGUCACCUUUGACCUCUUGUUUGUUACUCUGCUGUGGAUAAUAGAGUUAAAUGUGAAUGGGGGCAUCGAGACCACGCUGGAGAAGGAGGUGGUGCAGUACGACUACUACUCCUCUUACUUUGACAUAUUUCUCCUGGCCGUUUUUCGGUUUAAAGUGUUGAUCCUCGCAUAUGCCGUGUGCAGGCUGCGCCACUGGUGGGCCGUAGCGUUGACGACAGCUGUGACGAGUGCCUUUUUAUUAGUCAAAGUCAUUCUUUCCAAGCUCUUCUCCCAGGGGGCUUUUGGAUACGUGCUGCCCAUCAUUUCAUUCAUCCUUGCUUGGAUCGAAACCUGGUUCCUGGAUUUCAAAGUAUUGCCUCAAGAAGCGGAGGAAGACAACAGACUUCUGCUGGUUCAGGACGCUUCGGAGAGGGCGGCCCUCAUCCAGCCGCCCGGGGGGCUCUCGGAUGGGCAGUUUUAUUCCCCACCUGAGUCUGAAGCAGGUUCUGAUGAAGAAUCGGAAGAAAAACAGGACAGUGAGAAGCCGGUCCUGUAGCUGUGAGAAUUAUGUUGAUGAAAUGUGAAGGUGUCCAGGGGCCGGCUCUUCGGGUGGACGAGUCGGGGCUCUCCCGGGGGAGCCGCGCCGACCUGCUAAUCAAGGAUUUAUUUAUUGUGAUACCUCGGAAGACUGUCCCGCCCCCCACGUGUACAUUCGCCUGCCUGAGGCCGGGAGAGGAUGUCCUGGGGCGGCGAGCCCCGUCGUCCACUACUGAAACCGAUCUCCUGAUGUGUAGGUAGUUCUGGGAAAGGCUCGCGCCUUCUUCCUAAUCAAUAGACACCCUAGUUUAGCGACCUAACUUUUCUUCUGUAACUCAAAAUGUACGUGGAUUUUGUUUUCUGACUCACAAAAUGGGAUUGUUUUAUUUGUCUCAUAGAUUUAUUUUAUAUUUCUUUUUAAAAAAUAACAUGUCCUUGUGUGUUUUAUAAUUCAUGCAUAUGAGCUCUUUGUACAGUUUAAAACCGUUAAUAAAAGGCAACAUACCAGC